Messenger RNA from Aspergillus alliaceus, 3242 nucleotides. Its product is annotated as putative regulatory protein Ral2. The transcript has a single exon. The record is from RefSeq and is a predicted model, not a curated record. Gene Ontology annotation, biological process: cell redox homeostasis. Gene Ontology annotation, cellular component: mitochondrion; cytosol. Lineage: Eukaryota; Fungi; Ascomycota; Eurotiomycetes; Eurotiales; Aspergillaceae. The coding region runs from base 332 to 2989 and encodes 885 amino acids. Gene Ontology annotation, molecular function: protein binding.
CACAUCUCCCGCCCGGCCCCUGACUUGAGCGAACCGCUCACGACGAUUACGAUUAACCCACGUGUGAUCUUUUCCUGGUCGGCCCCGGUGCGCUGACCCUUAUUUGACCGUCGGUACUUCGCUUCACCUUUUGUUUGUGGUUCUCGCGUGUAAUGAUACCCGAUUCAUUCGACACCUGAGUCCGAAGAAAGUUUGGAUACGCCCGAUUACGGAAAUACUGCUCGCCACGCCCAUUCGACCUUCCGGAGGCCGUUGAUCCUGGGAGAAAAAAAACCUGCAAGGCAAUAGGCAUUGCGCUGUCUCAACUGCGCCAAAGUCCAUCCUUAUCAAGAUGAUGUCUCGGAGCCAGUCGAGUCUGGGAUAUCUGGAUUCGAAUCGGGAUGACCAUUCAGGUUCAGGUAUCUCGCCUGGACAGCAACAGCCGCCUUCGACAUCGGGUCCUAUAAACCUGUCGGGUCUAGUGUGCAAUGUUCGCCGAACCACAGGAAGAGAACCGCAUCCCCUAGUAGGAGCGACGACAACUAUAUUAGGCGAUAAGCUCUACGUGUUCGGUGGCCGCGUUCUCUCGAAGACUCGCCCGCAGUUGACGUCCGACAUAUACGAGCUGGACUUGAUUCGACGUCACUGGACCAAGAUUGAUGCCACCGGCGAUAUUCCCCGUCCGCGAUAUUUCCACAGCGUCUGCGCUCUUGGAGACAACAAAUUGGUGUGCUAUGGUGGUAUGUCCCCCAAGGAUACAACGCCCAAUGGCUCCAACGGGCAGGAAGCGCAGCCAGAGGUGGUUGUGAUGUCAGAUAUACAUAUAUUCGAUGUGCCUUCGCGGACGUGGACCCGGGUCACUGCUACCGACUCGCCCCAGGGACGAUACGCCCAUUGUGCGACAGUCCUACCUUCCAGUGCUCACUUCACCUCAGCAACUGCUCCUCUUUCUGCUAUUCACCAUAACCCUGCAUCGUCGAACCCUCAUCAGGGCUCAAUCGGUGUGGACAUUGAUGGGUUUGGGGGCGCGGAGAUGGUGGUGGUGGGCGGUCAAGACAGCUCCAACCAUUAUAUCGAGCAAAUAAGUGUGUUCAACCUCCGCAGUCUGAAGUGGACCAACACGAGCCCGUUGGGAAGAAGUUGCGGCGCUUAUCGUAGUGUGGUUGCCCCAUUGGCCGGUGUGAAGGUGUCUGACAUUGGAUCCGCUUCAAUCGAUAAGGAAGCACAUGAACCUGUGGAGGAGUCACAAGUCGCGGGCUGUCCCAUGCUGAUCUACUCGAACUACAACUUCUUGGAUGUUAAACUAGAGCUUCAAGUGCGUUUACCGGAUGGCCGCCUGAUCGAGAAGCCGAUGCAGAAUCAAGCAUCACCUCCUGGUUUGAGGUUCCCGAACGGAGGCGUCAUCAAUGGACACUUUGUGGUGAGCGGCACCUAUCUUACCUCCUCAAAGCAGGAAUAUGCCCUGUGGGCCCUCGACCUGAAGACACUCACUUGGGGCCGUAUCGAUGCUGGCGGAACCGUGUUCGGUCAGGGCAGCUGGAACCGCGGAGUGCUGUGGGCGAGAAGGAAUACCUUUGUGAUUCUCGGCCAUCGGAAACGUAGUCUUGUGGAGGAUUACAACCACCGGCGGCUCAACUUCUCGCAUGUUUGCAUGGUCGAGUUGGAAGCGUUUGGGCUCUACAACAAUCCGUGCAGGACAUCUCCGACGUCCGGAUACAUCUCUCAUAGCUCGCCUGCAGUUCCUGCAUCUCUUCACCCCAAACUGACACAACUAACAUCUGGUGGAAGGCCGUUCUCAUCCGCCUCUGACGAACUGGGAAGAUUAGCCCAAACCCUUCCCGAGAUGGCCGACAUGGAACUUCAAGCAGCGGGAGGCGAACGUAUCCCCGUGAAUUCACGAAUCUUGACUAGAAGAUGGGGGCCAUACUUUAUCCAGCUUCUACGAGAGUCGUCUGACAAUGGGGUCUCCGACUCCGCCACAUUACGUGGAGCAAUGCAGAUGUAUCCAAACCGUAACUCCAGCAUCACAAUCACCCCGUCGAUAGGACCAAACAGCACUUAUUCCAACGCCACUACUCUCGUCAGCAAUCAUUCGAACCCAUCUAAGUCAUUGUUAGCGAAUCUUGAGAUACCCUCUGCGCAUAGUUUACCUCCUACAUCUAGGCCUCGUGUGCUGUACUUGCCUCAUACCUACCUCACCUUACAGGUCCUCGUCUACUACUUCUACACAUCUUCCCUCCCGCAAGCUGGAUCCUCCCUCUGCACACCCCAAAUACUCUGUUCCCUUCUCCAACUUGCGCGACCGUACCAAGUCGACGGCCUUCUGGAGGCCACCGUCGAAAGACUUCAUCAGGUCCUCGACGGGCGAAACGCCGCUGCCGUCUUUAACGCUGCUGCCAUGGCUGCAGGUGGUGGCAGAGGCACCGGCUUCACCAGUGGGCCCGGAGGCACUUUGGAAGCUCUGAACGGCGUCCACGGCGCCACAGAUUCCGCUUCCGGUACAGGAACGGACACAUCACACAGCCAUCUCACCUCGGACUCCUCCGACACCGAACACGGCGCAUCUGGCGUCUCCAUCGCGAGCAGCACGAGCGGCGCCGCUAGUGGCUCCCGAGGCAUUCCCCUCCGCAUCAACACCAACAUUUUCAGCCGCCGACAACGCAACAACACCGCCAACGCCGACCGCGACCGUGAGCGUGAGCGUGAGCGCGACCGCGACGACUCAAUUAGCAACGCAAGCACCGCCACCUCCGCCUCCACCAGCACCAGCUUCGACCACUCCGACACCGACGAUGCCCACUCCCACCGCCGCCGCAACACAGACGCCGAGCUCCACCCUAACCGCGAAAUUUGGACCGGAGACCUCAGCAGCGUCAUUGGCCUGCAAAAACGCGGUCUUCGCGGCCUCAUGGAAGGUCGUAGACUGCGCGAGCGCAACGUUAAACCGGCGAGUACAAGCGGACCCGUAUCGGUUCCCCAGGAACUUUCCGCGUCCGCAGGUGGUGUUUGACGGAUAGAUGGAUAUAAUCCUAUUCCAUUUUUUCCUGCCUUUUCUGUUUUUCCCCUAUGCCUUGUAUCCUUGCCCAUAGCAAUGGUUUCAUUUUUCCUUUUCCAUGAUCCUCCCGUAUGUCAUGAUCUUGAUGAGGAUUUAGAGGUUUUUGAGUGAAAUGUAUAGAAUUUUACCUCGGUUUCUUCCGUAAAGGUCUUUUCAUGGGUAUUCAUAUAUGUAAUGCGGAUAACUCUUCUACAAUUGGGUAGGGGGC